AUGAGGGUUCUCCUGUUAGCUCUUGCUGUGGCCCUUGCAGGUAAAUAUUCUAUUUCUCAUCUAAAACUAGACCUACAGUUUCGUCCUGGAUUGACCUACGUCUACGACUAUGAAGCUGUUGUCAAUACUGGCCUGCCUGAAGAAGGCCUGGCACGGGCUGGAUUCAAAAUCAAGUCCAUAGUCACGAUCCGCGCUGAAGGAGCUAACCUGGUCCUGCUGGAGCUCAAAGAACCUAAAAUCUUUGAAUUCAGUGGUUACUGGCCAAAAGAUGAGUUCACCGAGGCCCCUGCCCUCACUCAUCUACUGUCAGAGCACCUCCUGAAGGCGGUCAAGUUUGAGUACAUUAACGGUGCUGUCGGUAAAGUGUUCACACAAGAUGGCGUCCCUGAAUCUGUUGUGAAUAUCAUAAGAGGAAUCCUUAAUACCAUCAACCUGAAAAUCAAGAGUACUCAAAACGUCUAUGAACUGCAGGAGGCUGGAGCUCUCGGUGUGUGUAAGUCUCAGUAUGUCAUCAAAGAUGAUCCCAAGCGUGAUCUAAUCCUUCUGACCAAGACAAAGGACAUGAACGAAUGUCAGGAGAAGAUCAUCAAAGACAUUGGCCUGGCUUACACCGAGAGCUGCCCUGAAUGUGUGGCUAGGGAAAAGGUACUGAAGGGAGCUGCUGUUUCUAACUAUGAGAUCAAGCAAGAUGCACAAGCACAGUCCUACAUGAUCAUGGCCGUGACUGCUAUGGAACGCCUACAUUUCUCACCUUUCAACAUUUUGAAUGGCGCUGCCCAGAUGGAAGCUAAGCAAAGUCUGGUUUUCCGGGAGACAAAGACCACCCAAGAGGAGCCCAGCAGAGCUGUGUAUAAAGAGCAUGGCACCAUUCAGUAUGUAUUCAGCAAUGAGGCUCUACUGAACCCCAUCCACCUUCUGAAGUAUCAGAGCCCCCUUCAGCUUUCACAGCAUAUUCAAGAGAUCCUGAGGCAACUGAGGACGCAAAAUGUGGACCAGGCCCAUGAGAACGCCCCACAGCUGUUUAUUGACCUCGUGAUGUUGUUCCGUAAGGCCGCACGUGAGGACUUCAUUAACCUGUGGGAACAGUACAAGAACCAACCUGAAUACAGGCGCUGGCUUCUGUAUGGUAUUGUGCCUGCUGGUACUACUGCUGCUCUGAGGUUUAUUAAAGAUAGAGUCAGUGAACUCACAUUUGCUGAAACUGCUCAAGCUCUGAUGGGAUCUGCACAAAUGAUGAUUGCCAACGAGGAAACCAUCCGUGUUUUCCAGGAACUGAGUCGUGAAUUUGAAAACCAACCCUACCUGCAUGAGAUGGCCAUGAUGAGCUAUGGUACCCUGAUCGGCAAAUACUGUGCAGAGAACCCAACUUGCUCAGACGACUUUGUGAAGCCCAUUCAUGAACGCUUGGCAAACAAUGACCGUGAGAUGGCUUUGCUUCUUAAAGUGCUGGGUAAUGCUGGACAUCCUGCUAGCCUGAAGCCCAUAAUGAAGCUCCUGCCUGGUUUUGGCAGUGCUACUGUAGAUCUGAAAGUUCAACUUGAAGCUGUUGCAGCCAUGAAGAGGAUUGCAAAGAAGGAGCCCAAGAUGGUACAAGUCGUAGCUAUUCAGCUAUUCCUGAACCGGGAAAUUCAACCAGAACUCCGUAUGGCUGCUGCUAUGACUUUAUUUGAGACCAAGGUUUCUAUGGCUAUGGCAUUUACAAUUGCCAAUGCCGUCUUGCAAGAAUCAAACAUGCAGCUUGCUAGCUUUGUCUACACUUACAUGAAUUCCAUGGCAAAGAACACCGCCCCUGACCUCGCUUCUGCUGCUGCUGUCUACAAAGUUGCUUUGAGGAUCCUCAAUCCUGUAUUUGGCAGAAAGAGCCUCCGCUACAGCAAAGCUCUGUAUUUUGAUGCCUUCUACGAGCCCUGGAUGGUUGGUGCUGCUGGCAGUGUUUUCAUCAUCAAUAAGGCUGCCACUAUUGUGCCACAAGCCGUGAUAGCCAAAGCACGAAGCUACCUGGCAGGUGCUUAUGCUGAUGUUUUUGAGAUUGGAGUGAGAACUGACGGACUUCAGGAUGCUCUUAUGAAACUCCACAAACCUCUUGAAGGAGCUGAGAAGAAACUCAGGAUGAGGGAGCUUGUGAAGAUUCUCUCUGACUGGACAGCUUCACCCUCACGUGAUCCUCUGCUCUCACUGUCUGUGAAAUUCUUUGGACAAGAAAUUGCCUUUGCCAACAUUGACCAGACCAUAAUUGAUCUGUUUACUCAGGUAUUGGGACCUAAAUUUGCUGAACAAGGAAAGGAGCUUGUACGUACUCUGACGGGUCCUGGAGUCGUGCAUACCAUCUCUCAGCCACUGCUGGGUGCUGAGGUCCGACGCAUUAUUCCCAGUUCUGUUGGUCUGCCUUAUGAUGUGACUUUCAUUACUGCUGCUGUGGCCGCUGCAUCUCUUGAGGCUCAAGCCACCGUGACACCAGCUCUGCGUGAGCAGGACAACUAUGCUGCCCAGCUUCUUAAGUCUGACAUCAACCUGAGGGCUGCAUUUACACCAAGUGUUUCCGUCCACACUUAUGCACUGGUAGGAGUAAACAGUGAAUUCCUCAAGGCUGGGCUGCGGACCACUGCCAAAGUUCACACAGUUCUUCCUGUAAAACUGCAAGCAAAGGUUGAUGUAAAUGAGGGCAACUAUGUGUUUUCCUGGCAUCCAGAUCAGACCAUGAAUAAGAUUGCAUCUGCACAUGUUGACACUAUGGCUGUUGUGGAAGACAUGUCAGCUUCCAAAGAAACACCUCUGAUUCCAACUAAAACAACCUCUACUUCACAGAUGGUGUCUGCUAAUGUUGAAAGCUCAUCAUACUCAUCUGAAAUCAUUCCUAUUUACCCGCCAACAUACAAACAUGUGGAGAAAUAUAGGAUCCCCAGGUCCUACAAGAAGAAGCUGUGUGGAGGAUUUAAGACCUAUGAAAUCAAAGCAUGUGCCCAGAUUAAAUCUCGCAGCGCUGCUUUUAUCAGGGAGAGCCCACUGUAUGCUGUGAUGGGACACCAUGCUUUUUCAGUUGACGUUCAUAGAGGUGACGGGCUUGAGAGCAUCCAAAUUGAGAUCCAGACUGGAGAGAAAGCAGCUGAAAAGAUUAUCAAAAGGAUGAGCCAAAGUGAGGAAGAAGAAAUUCUUGAAAACAAGAAUGUCCUGUUGAAACUCAAGAAAAUCCUGGUUCCUGGUCUGACAAACAGCACCGGCUCUUCCUCCAGCUCCAGUCGCUCUCACUCUUCCUCAUCAUCCGUUUCUUCCCAUUCCUCCCACUCCUCCCAUUCCUCCCGUUCCUCCCGUUCCUCCCGUUCCUCCAGUUCUUCCAGUUCAUCCAGAUCUUCCUCUUCCUCCUCUCACACAGUGUUGAGCAGGAUGGUACAGCAAAAGAGCAGCUCUUCCUCCUCAUCUACAUCCAGUCAAUCCUCCUCCAGGUCUUCCAGUAGAUCUUCUAGCAGCAGAUCAUCUCGUCGUUCCAGCCGCAGAUCUUCAAGCUCUAGCUCUUCUAGGUCUAGCUCUCAGUCACGGCCUGUGUCUGACAGAAGCAGCAGCCACCAAAGUUAUGAACAGUUCACCAAGCUCAAGUACCUUUCAGAUGUCAUCACCCCUUUUGCAGUCGUUCUCAUCACUGCAAGGAAAUCUGACAACCUGGUUCGGGGUUACCAGAUCGCCGGUUACAUGGACAAACCUAAUGCCAGAGUGCAGGUCAUUGCUCUUCCACUGGCUGAAAAUGAUCCCUAUAAAUUCAUUGUUGACGGUGUGAUGCUCAGCGAACACAAGAUGAUGGCCAAGCUGAACUGGGGUAAGAAUGGCAAACAGUAUGAUACCAACAUCACUGCUGAGACAGGUCUUAUGCAUGACCAGCCUGCAUUCCGCCUGAAGAUGGCCUGGAAGAGACUUCCAUGCACCAUGAAGCACAAGGCACAAUGGAUGGUUAAGUACAUUCAUAAAAUUAUUGAAGCAACUGGCGCUGACUUGGCAAAGGGCAGGAGGAACAUGCACAAGCAGGUCAAAAUGACUGUGGUGGCCACUUCUGACGCAAGUUUGAACAUCACAGUUAGGAUUCCAAAGGUGACCAUACACAAAAAUGAUGUGGCUCUCCCAUUCUCUCUGAAACUCGGAGAACUUGAACCAUAUGUGCAUAACAUGAUUGAAAAAUUCUACUACAUGCUUCUCAAGCCUCAUUCUGCUGAAUGUUCUGUUGAUGUAACAAACAAACUGAGGACAUUCAAUGACGUGAUGUUCACCAAUCACAUGGCCACCGCUUGCUACCAGAUUCUUGCUCAGGAUUGCACCCCAGAACUCAGGUUCAUUGUUCUCCUGAAGAAGGAUGCUAGAGAUAACAACUACAUUACUGUGAAGAUUGCAGACAUUGAUGUGGACAUGUUUGUGGAGAACGGUGAGGUCAAAGUCAAGGUCAACAACCAUCUGAUCUCCAAAGAUGACACAUAUCAACAAGAUAAAAUUGUGCUCAAGUACGUGGAUGAGAAGGCUGUCCUGUUUGCGCCCUCAUAUGGUCUCGAUUCUCUCCACUAUGAUCUGAGGGAACAAAAGGUUAAAAUUGUGGAGGCGAUGAGAGGAAAGACUUGUGGACUUUGUGGAUGGAGUGAUGGAGAACAGGAACAAGAGUACCGUAUUCCAAACAGACGUGUCACCAAGAAUGCCGCCAGCUUUGGUAAUUCCUGGGUCAUGCCUGGAAGGAACUGCACCAGAGAUAUCUUUGCUUGUAACCAGAAUAAACAAUCUGUGAAGCUGGAUAGGCAUGUGAAUAUCCAGGGCGUGGAGUCUAGAUGCUACUCUACUGACAGUGUGCUGCGCUGUAUGGAAGGUUGCCAGCCCCUGAGGACCACCGCUGUCUCUAUGAACUUCCACUGCAUGCCUGCCAAUUCUAACAUGGCCCGCACUGAGAUUCUGAGCAACAUCUAUGGGAAGACUGUGGAUCUGACAGAAAACGUAGAUGCCCACCUGGCCUGUCGCUGCUCUGCCCAGUGCGCCUGAAGUUAGAGCAGAAUCUGUACGCUC
Molecule: messenger RNA, 5028 nt
Organism: Sphaeramia orbicularis (orbiculate cardinalfish)
Lineage: Eukaryota; Metazoa; Chordata; Actinopteri; Kurtiformes; Apogonidae
Product: vitellogenin-2-like
Exons: 32
Coding region: 1-5004 (1667 amino acids)
Biological process (GO): cellular response to estrogen stimulus; response to estradiol; lipid transport
Molecular function (GO): lipid carrier activity
Source: RefSeq, a predicted model, not a curated record